AUGAAUCCAGCUGAUCUUCCGAGUAGAGGUUGUUCAGCUCUCUCCUUAUUGAAAUCUCAGUGGUGGUUAGGUCCAAGUUGGCUUUACUUGCCUGAAGAAGAUUGGCCUAAAAGUGACUUAAAUUUAGAUGAGACUGAGAUUGUUAGAGAAAAGAAAAAGAGUAUAGUUUCUUCUGUAACUAAAUGUUUAGUUUCUGCAUGCUUGGUUACCAAGAGAGACUGGUAUUACAGAUAUUUUUCCCAAUACAAAAGGAUAGUUAAUCUAAUUACCUGGAUCCUAAGAUUCACCUCCAAUUGUCGAACUGAAAAAACAGUGAGAAAGCAUGGAAACCUUGAUUCUGAUGAAAUUUUUGAGGCUGAGAAGUUAUUGAUUAAAAUGGUUCAAGAAGAUUGUUUUGUGAAUGAAAAGGAUGAGAAAUUAAGAACUUUAGGAGUAUUCAAGGAUCAAAGUGGAAUCCUCAGACUAAACACUAAAUUUACCUUUCGUGAGGAUACAGAAGACUUUAAAACGCCAGCUAUUCUUCCAUUCAAUCAUGAGGUUGUCAAGAGACUAGUGCGAUACUAUCGUGAGAAAAAUGCACAUGCUGGUACUCAAAUUUUAAUAAAUAUUCUACGAGAGAGAUUUUGGAUUCUGAAUGCUCGUGAAACUGUGAGAUCUAUCAUCAAUCAAUGCACCGUGUGUGGACUUGAACCUCAGAUUCAAAAGACUAGAGCAGGUCGUACAAUCAAAGUACCUAAGAGACUGGACUUAUGA
Messenger RNA from Stegodyphus dumicola, 753 nucleotides. RefSeq lists its product as uncharacterized. Lineage: Eukaryota; Metazoa; Arthropoda; Arachnida; Araneae; Eresidae. The record is from RefSeq and is a predicted model, not a curated record.